AUGCAGGCCGCUCAGAAGCACCCCACAUCCGUUGCAUUAGAACCGUCGUUGAAUUUUACGCAGAAGCGUCUAUGUCAAACUCCACGCGAUAUACUAGGGAAUCUGUGUGAUCAAGGCCAUGAUCCCAACCCCCUUUCCAGAAUCGUGCAUAAUACGGCUCCCCUCCUUGCGGGCAAAUCCCUUGACAGAAUGAACGGGAUAAUGCUGCGGCAGCUACUACCCAUCAUCAAUGACAUGGGCAACGACGAGACUGUUGAUCUGAACACAUGGCUUCGACAAACCGUUACCAUUAUCGAUACAAAUGCUACAUACGGCAAUUUGAACCCAUUCAAAAAUCCACACAUUGGAAAUACAUUCUGGUGGGUUCAUCCGACCUAA
Penicillium egyptiacum is the source of this 378-nucleotide messenger RNA. Lineage: Eukaryota; Fungi; Ascomycota; Eurotiomycetes; Eurotiales; Aspergillaceae. The record is from the annotation of a GenBank genome assembly.